AUGAAAAAUUGUUCUCAGUCUUUUUUAUUUACUACAAAGUUAUCAUAAAUCAUUCGAAACGGAUGUACUGUUACAUUAACGGUUUAUCAGAACAGACUAUUAUUAAGUGGACUCAGAAAAACAAGUAGAAGUGAAAAAAUUGAUAAAGAAAUCAAUUUUUAAACUACACAUUAUGUUCUAAAUUGGGAAUACUCUCAGUAAAAUUAAACAAUAUACUUUAUAGUCAUUCUAAAGACAUUGAAGGUUUCACUCUAUGUAAAUAAAAUACUAAAAGGUAUACCUUUGGUGGUAGCAAUGACCAGCUCAGCUAGUUAAAAAGUAUUUUAAGUGGUUUAAUUGGUUUUACAAACUGGGAAUAAGAUUAUAAAUUUGUUAAACAUGUCAGAAACAACUAGAAAUGUUAAGUAUCAUUAUAUACUAAUCAUUUUUAGAUAAUGCUUGUCAAACAAGAAAAUCAGUUUUAAGUUAUCAAACUCAUUGAUUAUCAAGAAGUAAAUAACCAAUAAAAAACAAUUUAGACCCCAGAAGAAUUACUGGCACUGAAACUAAUUCAAAAGAACCCUCAUCCAAAUGUACUUGGCUUUAAUUCAUAUUACAUUGAUAACAUACAUUGCUACCUUGUUAUGGAUUAUUUAUCUCAAGGCACACUCUAUGAUCUUUAGAAAAUGUACAAUUUUAAUAUACCAAUACAUAUCAUCUAAGAAGUGAUGUAACAGAUUUUAGAAGGUAUUUUUAUAUCUAUUUAAAAUAGGUUUAAAUCAUUUGCAUUAAUUAAAAAUCAUACAUCGAGAUAUUAAAUAUGAUAAUAUCAUGAUUGCUUCUUUUAACCCUCUAUAAAUCAAAAUUAUUGAUCUAGGACUCUGUCUACUCAAUAAUCCUUCAAAUUCUAGAGCUGGAACUGGAGGAUAUAUUGCUCCUGAAGUGUUUUCAUCUUCUAGAAUCACUGAAAAAAUUGAUAUUUUUAGUGCAGGAGCUGUAUUUCAUAAAUUACUUAUUGGUAAACCUAUUUAUGAAGAUCUUGGUCAAAAUCAAACAGGUGAUAUUCGAAUUAGUUCUCAUAUUAAAAAUAAAAAUGCUCUUGAUUUAUUGCAUCAAAUGCUAAACUUCGAUCCUAAAUUAAGAUAUAAUGCUUAUGACUGUAUCGCUCAUCCUUUCUUUACUGAUGAAUCUGAUUAAUUGUCUUCGAAGUAUUUCAAUUAUUUAAAAUAAGAACUUAAUUGUACUAGUAUUUAUCCCCAAAAUAAGCUAAAUUAUAAGUCCACACUCCAGCAACAGAUUUCAUUUCAAAUUAGAAUGUGUACCCAUUUAAGCUUAAUUGAU
Paramecium pentaurelia is the source of this 1320-nucleotide messenger RNA. NCBI's taxonomy places the organism in Eukaryota, Ciliophora, Oligohymenophorea, Peniculida, Parameciidae. The record is from the annotation of a GenBank genome assembly.